Messenger RNA from Morus notabilis, 480 nucleotides. RefSeq lists its product as uncharacterized. The transcript is spliced from 2 exons. NCBI's taxonomy places the organism in Eukaryota, Viridiplantae, Streptophyta, Magnoliopsida, Rosales, Moraceae. Bases 1 to 480 code for a protein of 159 amino acids. The record is from RefSeq and is a predicted model, not a curated record.
AUGAACACCAUGUCUAGACAACUCUACUCAAUGUCUCUCCCAACGGCAGAAAUGAAGGCCAAAGCAGAAGUCUAUUACGGCGACGAAAUCUGCAAGGCAAAGUUCACUCUUUUGUUGUCCCAAAUAGGCUUCCCUGAUGGCCUUCUCACCUUGGAGGACAUAGAAGAAGGUGGAUAUGUCGAGGACAUUGGAUUUGUGUGGCUCAAGCGCAAGAAGAUGAUGAAGGAGCACAAGUUUGAGAAUAUCCACAAGUUUGAGAAUAUCGUCGUGUGUUAUGACGCCGUCGUGACGGCGUAUUUGGAGCCUAAUAGGAUCAAGAACUUGACUGGUGUCAAGGCCAAGGAGUUCUUGGUUUGGAUUAGUUUGAGUGAGAUUUAUGUGAAUAAUGAUAAUCAUGAUUCAGCUUAUAAGUCCAAGCUCAUUACCUUCAAGACUUCAAUGGGUUUGUCCAAGUCCUUUCCAAUUUCUGCUUUUGAGUAA